Molecule: messenger RNA, 3113 nt
Organism: Numida meleagris (helmeted guineafowl)
Lineage: Eukaryota; Metazoa; Chordata; Aves; Galliformes; Numididae
Gene: FASTKD4
Product: transforming growth factor beta regulator 4
Exons: 10
Coding region: 135-2324 (729 amino acids)
Biological process (GO): regulation of mitochondrial mRNA stability; mitochondrial RNA processing
Cellular component (GO): ribonucleoprotein granule; mitochondrial matrix
Molecular function (GO): RNA binding
Source: RefSeq, a predicted model, not a curated record
AAAUGGUUGCACUAUGAUGAUGUCAUCAGACUGCGCCAGAGCGCAUGCGCACUUCCUCUCAUUGCCGGGCUAACGUGCGGCGGGGCUGGGCGAGCAUCCCCAGGAUGCAGCACUGAGCCCCUCAGACCCCCGCCAUGGCAGCCCGGCUGAUGCAGCGCUGCUGCUGGCGGCACCUCACCACCUUCGCCUGCGCUCCUGCUGCCGCCCCGGCCACUCUGCUGCUGCCCUCUGGGAAGGUGCCAGCAGCCAGGGCCCUGCCACGUGUACCUCUUGCCUCCAUUCACACCUCUAUCUCCUCCAGUUGGACCGCAGACAGGUUCUCUGUCAAAGAGCAGGAGGAAGAAAACAGAAACUCGGAGCACACAGUGAUCCUGAACCUCAUCGAGGCUGCCACGAGUCCUCAAGAACUCUUCCAGCUGGGUGAACUUCACUCUCUAAAUAGCAACCAAGCUUCGCUGGUGGUUACUCGACUUUCCCGGCUUGCAGCGGAAAAGAAGCUGGAAACAGAGGGCAUUGUGCAAGAUGAACGCUUUCAGCAGCUCAUUGAGAUCGUGGAUUCUCAGAUAUCUCAGGUGUGGAAUAACACCUUGGUGAACCUCCUGAAGAGCCUGUACUUGCUGGGGAUGGAGGGCAGCAGCAGGGAGAUGCAGUCGGUGGAGCACGAGGUGCUGUGGCGGUUGCGGCGGCUCACCUUCCGCCAGCUCGCCUCCUUGGCAGAGUUCUUGGCUGUCAAGAAGGGCAAGGAGAGCAAGCUGCUCAGUGAGGUCAUCAAGAAGCUGGAGCUGAGGUGGACGGAGCUGGAGGGCACCCGAACCGUGGUGAUGCUGAUUGCCAAGGUCGGGUACAUCUCCCCUGUGCUGAUGGACCGGCUGGAGGACAAGGCUCUGGAGCUUGCCGAGCAGUUCAGCCCUGAAGACAUCCGAAAAAUCACUUUGGCUCUGGCGUACCAGAACCGGCGCAGCGUGCCUCUGCUCCGUGCCAUGUCGUACCACCUGAUCCAGAAGCACUCAGAGCUCAACCUCAGCGUCCUGAUGGACCUGAUUUUUGCCUAUGGAAAACUGAAUUUCCACCAGCCCCAGGUCUUCCAGAAGAUAGCCACUGACCUGCACCCCCACGUUCCUGCAAUGACGCCCGUCGAGGUGACGCGCUGCAUCCGCUCCUUCGCCCUCCUCAAGUGGCUCAGCCUGCCCCUGUUUGAGGCCAUCUCUCAGUAUGCCCUGGACAAUGCCAAGCAGCUGUCUGUCGCCCACCUGUGCAGUAUCAUCCUGUCUUUUGCCCGCCUUAACUUCCAGCCCAGUGGAAGCGAGGACUUCUUUAACAUGGUCCACGAGGAGCUGCAGGGCCAGCUGGACAGCCUGGAACCCCAGCUGCUGACUGACCUGGUCUGGUCACUCUGCGUGCUGCAGCAAGCCAAGGCGCCCUACCUGCAGCACGUGCUGGCACCCAACUUCCACGCUGGGAUCCGAGGCGAUCCAUCCCCCAAGGCUCAGAACUUGCGGAUGAAGCUCAUCCAAAUCAAUGCUGCUGCCAAGCUGGAGAGCCCCGAGUACCAGGGGCCGUUCCUGCCGGCUGAGAUGCUGAGUGCUGCAGAGCCAGCAGGAGAAAAGGUCACGGUGCUGCAGAGCAGCCUGCGGGAAGCCCUGGCGGGCGUGCUGGGCAGCCAGGACAACGGGCGCUGGGACGUGCGCACCAUCUACGGCUGCCAGAUCGAUGCUGAAGUGGUGCUGAACAGUGAAAAUAAACCUCUCCCCUUGAAGGACUUUGCUGCUCCCCAUCUGCCCCACUCAGAAGGGACGAAGCCGCUGCCACCGGGUGCCAAGAGGGUCGCCUUCCUCAGGUGGGAAUUCCCCAAUUUCAGCAACAGGAGCAAGGAGCUGCUGGGCCGCUACGCCAUGGCUCGGCGCCACAUCCAGGCGGCCGGCUUCCUCGUUGUGGACGUGAGUAGCCAGCCCUCAGCACCCGGCGCCUCACGUGGCCCCGUGCUGGGAUUAGCCACCGUGAUCCCCUCCUGGCCACCUGUCAGGAGGCCCCCCGGGGCAGAGCGGGGAUCAGUAAUGGAGGAGGACAGCAGACAAGGUCUUAGCGCUCUGAUCCCCGCGCCGCAGCAGCGCUGUGCUCUGCUGGGGUCAUGCAUUAUUCAGCCCCCGGAGGUAAUUAUAGCUGUGCUGGCAGAGCUGUGCAGCGGCCAGGGACCGGAGCACGGCUCCGUGGGGGCAGGAGGGCGGCGUGCCACGUGGCCCCGAGCACUGUCACCCCGCAUCAGCCUCCGUUCCCUGCGAGGAGCCCAAGCUCCCGUCCCCUCGCACGGAGCUGCCGCUCUUUGACGCUGAUGCGAAGCGAGGCCCGUGCCAUUGUGUGGUCCCCCCCCUCCCCGCAGCCCAUGCACUCGCUGGCUGCAGAGAUUCAGGUGGGGAGAUGGGAGGAGGAGAAGGAGGAGGAGGGGGGGGGCGGGGGGGUUGAAGCGCUUCCUUCAGCUCGAGCUUUGUGCUAAAUAUAGCAGGGGUGGGUGGGGGGAUCCCCCCCAGUCUGCUCCCUCCGCGGGUUGGAGCCAUCAGAACAAGCGAGCGCCGUGCAAGCUGCCCCAGCGCCGCUCCCCCCUCCUGGUUGGCUGCUGCAUCUCUCCGAAUAAAUGCUGCGUCCUCGCCAGGCAGGGGUUGCCGUGCUGCUGGGCAGGGAGGCCGGGAUGCGCAAAGGGGAGGAACCAGGCCAUGAAGGCCUGCACGUACCCUGCAGCUGGGAUGAAAAAUUCAGCGGGUUUCGGCGCUCUCAGAUCACAACGGGAAGGAUCCGCGCUCUGCCCCGGGGUGGCAGCCCCCAUAACACUGCUGCCCCGGGGGGGGGGUGAUGCUUCCCAGUAAUGGCCAGCAGGGCCGUGCCAAGGGCAUGGUUUCCCUCGCCCUCCCUGCAGCCUCGUCAAAUUCGGUGCCGCCUGUGCCGUGGUGCGCGCCGGCCCAAAGGCUGCCACAGCAUCGCCCGUGCUUCAUGGGCCCCACGUCCCUGCUGUGGGGCGGCGGGGAUAAAAACACGCCACGGACACGGCCGGGAGCUGAGCACCUCCCCACGAUGCCGGUGUCCCCAUCCCUCACUGCCUCUUCUCUUUCCCCCCCCCCCUC